Entamoeba dispar SAW760 is the source of this 384-nucleotide messenger RNA. RefSeq lists its product as uncharacterized. Bases 1 to 384 code for a protein of 127 amino acids. The transcript has a single exon. The record is from RefSeq and is a predicted model, not a curated record. Lineage: Eukaryota; Evosea; Mastigamoebida; Endamoebidae.
AUGAAUGUGCCUCAAUUCUUUUCUCCUUGUUGUACCACCACAACGUAUCCACUGAACGUCUGCUCAAAGCAAUCUUCAUGUAAUUUCUUUUCUGUACCAAACCAAAUUUGCUCUACCCACCAAACUAAUUGUCUGUACCAUCAAGAACCAGAACCAUUUAGUUGUUCUAUAAACCAAAUUAGUGAAACUCCAAUGGAAGAAGAUUACUCUUUUAAUGAUGAAGUUUUUGACCUUGAAGAUUGUGGUGAAUUCACUGACGACACCUCAGACUCAGUAGAUGCACUCGCCUCUCAAUUACUUGAAACAGUUGAAAAUAUUAAAAGACAAUCUCAAGAAACAAAUAAAAUUCUCCAAAACAUUAUGAACAUGAAUAAACCAAAAUAA